Molecule: messenger RNA, 1939 nt
Organism: Daphnia pulex (common water flea)
Lineage: Eukaryota; Metazoa; Arthropoda; Branchiopoda; Diplostraca; Daphniidae
Exons: 2
Coding region: 121-1809 (562 amino acids)
Molecular function (GO): GTP binding
Source: RefSeq, a predicted model, not a curated record
UCUCAACAUUGAGAAUUGAUUGUCACAAAAUUAACCAACGAAGAAUUAAUUCUAAGAUUAACCAUUCCUGAAUUAAUAUUUGUUUUCUUGUUUUCCUUUCUUGAUUUUAGUUUGAUAAAAAUGGAUGACCACCAAACAAAUAAUGGACUGGCCAUUUCCAUCGCACAGCAAUGCACCGAUUUCAGACACGAGAAUCAGAUGAAGUUGUGCACAUUACCAUUGGAAAAUACCUCCAACUUUUCGGAGGCAUCCGCCAUAGUCAAGCGAUACUCUUUUGGCAAACCCAACCAAUUAAAAUGCAAAACGAGCAAAACUAUUUUGGUGAUGGGAGCCACGGGAUCGGGAAAGACGACGUGGAUCAACGCCAUGGUCAAUUACGUCCUGGGUGUCGAAUGGGACGAUCCUUUUCGUUUUAUUCUCGUCGACGAAAAUCUCAGAGGAGGCUCACAAGCCAACAGCCAGACUCAGGAAGUUACAGCCUACGACCUCCAUUACCAAAAUGGAUUCCGCAUUCCAUUUUCGCUGACUAUUGUAGACACACCGGGAUUUGGCGACACCGGCGGAAUUGCGCGAGACAAGGAAAUUACUACGGCCAUCGAGGAACUCUUCAGAGAUAAAAACGGAAUUGUGGAAUUGGAUGCCGUUGGAUUCGUGGUCCAAUCCGCACUCGUCCGUCUAACAACUUCUCAAAAAUACAUUUUCAAUUCAGUUUUGGGAAUUUUCGGCAAGGACGUUAAAGAAAAUAUCCGAUUCCUCGUCACCUUUUCCGAUGGAAGAAAACCGCCAGUCUUGGAGGCCAUUAAAGAAGCCGAGCUUCCCUGUCGGAUGGACUCGAAGGGGCUGCCUUGCCACCAGAAAUUCAACAACGGCGCCAUUUACACCAACAACCAAGAUGAAGAUGACAGCAUGUCACCCAUCGAAUGGAAGAACGGAAUGACAAAUUUCAAGUCGUUUUUCGUCGGCCUGUCAGAAAUGUCGAUUACAUCGCUGCAACUGACCAAAGAAGUCUUGGCAAAUAGACGUCAAUUGGAAAUGAAACUCAAAUGGAUGCAGGACGGCAUCCCGCAACAUUUGACACAAAUGGAGGAGUUGCGGAAGAAAGAAGAAAUCGUCAGGAUGCACAACGUGGCAAUCGACGCCAAUCAAAACUUUGAGAUUAAAGUGAAAGUCGCCAAGAAGAUACAAGAUCCCAUCAAUUCCACCGCGCUGAGCUGCAACAGUUGCGAGAGGACUUGUCAAGACGAUUGCAAUCCUAACACAGCAAUAGCUCACGUCGAAGCCUUCUGCGAAAUUACGGGAGCAUUUGCCGCCAUUCCAUUUCUUGGUUUGCUGGCACUCGGCAUUCAACAUGCAGUUAAUGCGGCCACCGACCCGCAAUGCAAAAUCUGCAAGUGCGUGAGCUCAAAGCACGAAAAAGGACAAUUCCGCUGGAUCUGCAAAGACGUGGAGGAGACUCAUACCGUGGAGGAUAUGCGCAACAAUUACGAAAAGGCCAAAGGAAAGAAGAUGGACGCCGAAGAGCUGGUGACAGCACUGAGAAACGAUCUCGACCUCCUGAAAAAGGAAAUUAUCAAAACCAUCGACGAAAUAAAAGUCUUGCACAAUGAGCUCAAAAAUAAUGCGCUGCACGGCAAUCCACUCACGACUCCGGAGUACAUCCGGAUGAUGAUCGAUAACGAGAAAAAGACUGGUCAAGAAGGAUCGGAGGAGAGAAUCAAAAGUUUACAGGAACUAUUGCCGUUGGCCAAGAUGGCCGGUGACAUAAUGGAAGAUGCAACCGGAUUCGUCAAAGAACAGCUGAAGGACUGAUCCUUGCACAUAGGUGACUGGAAAUCUACUGAUGACAUCGAUUUCUUGCCUUUAAAGCCGCAAGUAGGGUAAAAGACAUGUGUUAUUCUCAUAAUGUAUGUUGCUAUUAUUGUGAAUACAGCAUGAAAUC